This is a messenger RNA of Colossoma macropomum (tambaqui), 1784 nucleotides long. RefSeq lists its product as uncharacterized. NCBI's taxonomy places the organism in Eukaryota, Metazoa, Chordata, Actinopteri, Characiformes, Serrasalmidae. The transcript has 5 exons. The record is from RefSeq and is a predicted model, not a curated record. The coding region runs from base 197 to 799 and encodes 200 amino acids.
CUUACAGAGCGAGUCCAUCACGGGUCACAAGAAACCGGUUUUCACCCUCAGAAACUCUUUAACAAAGUCGACACAGCCUGAGAGGAUCUGAUCCCGCGCUCGUGUUCACUCAGCUGCGAAUCAUGGCAGGUGAGAGGUAGAAACUCAGAUCAGGGAGCUUCGGUUAAGGACAGUAACAGCGAGCGACUGAGGAGCGAUGCCCAACACGAGAGUCCUCAAGCCCAAACCGGCUGAAACGAAGCCCAAAGCGCGGAUGGACGAAUUAGGCAGCCACCGCGGCAAACGGGCGUCGAGCUGCCCACGCUGUUACCAUGACAACGCGCGCGACCCUGUUGCCGUGGAGACCAGAGGGCGCGCGCCAAAGGCGACAUCAAAAGCACGAGCUGCAGCUCCCGGCGAACUGAAGGCGACCGAAAAAACACGAACAGCAGCGACAUCGUGCGAGUCGAAGACGACAAAAGCACGAACUGCAGCGUGUGGAGCCUCGCAGUCUCAGCCACCUAGAGCCCAGCCCAAGAAACACCCUGAGAUCCAAAGCCAUAAAGCCUUUACCGUUUUUGCUCCCAAUCCCAAGAAAAGGCAAGAUAUUCAGAGAAAGGCUGAGGCAGAACUUGCAGCUCUAGAAGACCUACGCUUGAGUCGGACUAUGAAUUAUGUUUCCAUCUCACCAAGUGCUGUGGGUGGAUGCUUAACGCUGGAGGAAGUCCGAAUAAAACAGCAACAAGAGAUGCAAAUGAAAAGACGACAAAAACAGAUGAAAAAACAUGCUUUGGAAACAUCUCCCAUGGUGUUCGGAUGACGUUCUGAAUGUCAGAAAUAAAUUCGUCAAACUUUCUUUGCAGCUUGUGUGAUUCAGAAAAUGUGUCCUUACGUUCAGUGUACUCAACUAUAUUUCCUUUCUAAAUGACAACCUUAAGACAUUCACAAAAUGUAUGGUGUAUUUUAUUUUUACUUUGUUGAGACUCAGCGAUGCUAUUUUAAAUGAGAUGAGUGCAUUCUGUUGAUUUGUGUUGUAAUGUUGAAUUGUCCAGUGUCUAAAACUGUAAUAACUGUGAAGCUGUUGCUUAUUUUUGAGAAUGACAAAGGUAUUAUACUUAUUACACUCAUACAACUAUAACAAUAACAUCUCAGUUUCUUCUAUGGAAAAUGAUGGAUAAUAAACUUGUUCCCUUCGCAGCUCUCAUGCUUGUCCCAUAGUUAGUAAGAGUUGCUUAGAAGAAGAAUAUUGACAAAGGAGUACGAUUACAGUGUUAUUACAAAUGUGCAAUAUGUAAUUGAGUUUCAUUCAUUCCGUUAUGUCAUGCUGUUCAUUGCGGUUCUUGCAGUGUUGUGUUUUUCGUCUGUUCCCUAGCAACAAUUACUUCUCUUUCUCGCUCUCUUUUUUUGUUUUGUCAUCCGUGUAUAUUCUGAGAGCCGUCUACUUUGAAAUUUCCAAAAAUACAAACUCCUGCUGGCUGGGAGAGAGACAGAGAGAGAAUGAGAGAGACAGAGAGAGAGAGAGUGAGAGAGAGAGUUGUGUGUGUUACGAGAUGAGCAUGGAAAACUGAGGGAACAGGCAGUGAAGGCCAGCUGUGUUUUUCCUCAGUGUGGUUUAGCCUUACGCUCUUUUACCACACCAUCACUCCCUGUACCAUGUACCACGUAGCGCUGGGCUAUAAUUCUGGGUUUCAACUUGUAUAAAUGUUUAGACAGUGCAAGCAUAAGACAAUUUCGCUGAAGUGCAAUGACAUAUGCUAAAUAAAAUAAAGUUCAAAUAUCUCUUGGAUGGCCAAGAUACUAAACUA